AUGGCCGCGGCCACCUCUAACCCCUACCUCCCCGGCAACGGCAUCCUGGCGGCCGGCUCCAUCGUCCACCCGGACUCGGGCGGCGGCGGCGGCGGCGGCGGCGGCGGCGGCGGCAUGCAGCCGGGCAGCGUGGCCGUCACCUCGGUGGCGGGCGGCUACCGCGGCGACCCGGCGGCCAAGAUGGUCCAGAGCGACUUCAUGCCGGGCGCCAUGGCCGCCAGCAACGGCGGCCAUAUGCUGAGCCAUGCCCACCAGUGGGUGACAGCCCUGCCCCACGCCGCCGCCGCCGCCGCCGCCGCCGCCGCCGCCGCCGCCGAAGCGGGCUCGCCCUGGUCCGGCAGCCCCGUGGGCAUGACGGGCAGCCCCCAGCAGCCGCCGCCGCCGCCGCCCGACGUCAAGGGCGGCGGCGGGCGCGACGACCUGCACUCGGGCGCGGCGCUGCACCACCGGCCGCCCCACCUGGGCCCCCCGCACCAGGGGCACCCGGCGGCCUGGGGGGCGGCGGCGGCGGCCGCCCACCUGCCCUCCAUGGCCGGCGGGCAGCAGCAGCAGCAGUCGCUCCUCUACUCGCAGCCCGGGGGCUUCACGGUGAACGGCAUGCUGAGCCCCCCCCCCGGCGGGCAGAGCCUGGUGCACCCGGGGCUGGUGCGCGGCGAGACGCCGGAGCUGGGCGAGCACCCCGGGCACCACCACCACCACCACCACCAGCACCCCGGGCACCACCCGCCCCACCACGGCGGCGUCAACAGCCACGACCCCCACUCGGACGAGGACACGCCGACCUCCGACGACCUGGAGCAGUUCGCCAAGCAGUUCAAGCAGCGGCGGAUUAAGCUGGGCUUCACCCAGGCCGACGUGGGGCUGGCGCUGGGCACCCUCUACGGCAACGUCUUCUCGCAGACCACCAUCUGCCGCUUCGAGGCCCUGCAGCUCAGCUUCAAGAACAUGUGCAAGCUGAAGCCUUUGUUGAACAAGUGGCUGGAGGAAGCCGACUCCUCCACCGGCAGCCCCACCAGCAUCGACAAGAUCGCCGCCCAGGGCAGGAAGAGGAAGAAGCGGACCUCCAUCGAGGUGAGUGUCAAGGGGGCCUUGGAGAGCCACUUUCUGAAAUGCCCCAAGCCCUCCGCCCAGGAGAUUACGAACCUAGCGGACAGCCUGCAGCUGGAGAAGGAGGUGGUCAGGGUUUGGUUUUGCAAUCGGAGGCAGAAAGAGAAACGGAUGACCCCCCCGGGGAUCCAGCAGCAGACCCCCGACGAUGUCUACUCCCAGGUCGGCACCGUCAACUCCGACACGCCGCCCCCUCACCACGGACUGCAGACCAGCGUGCAGUGAGGGGCACCGCGGGCGGGCCGGGGGGGGCGCGGGGGCUGCUGCGCGGGCCGGGCCGGGCCGGGCCGGGCCCCGCCACCGGCCCCGCCACCGCCGCCGGCACCGCCAGCGGCUCCGGCACCGCCGCGCACCCACACCCGCACGCUCACACGGACACACUCACACGCACGCACGCACACACACACACACACACAGACACGCACACACACAGGCGGACACACACCCGCACGCACACACGUACACACACGCGCGCGCGCGCGCGGGAUCCAGGCUCGUUCAGACUGCUUGUGUUUAUAUAUAUAUGGAUAGAUGCGUGCAUCUAUAUAUAUAUAAGAUCGAUACCGACAGGGAGCGGUGGAGAAGGUCGAUCCGAGCGAGAGCGUUUAGACCGUGUUGGGAAAACGGGGUGGAGAUGCGUAAUGCACCAAAACUGCAGAUGUGCCGGGGGGUUGGUUGUGGGGAGAGGGCUUGGGCGGGUGGGCUGGGGCCUUUUUUUUUUUUUUUUAAUUAUUAUUAUUAUUAUUUUUAUUAUUAUUUUUCACUCUCCAAAUUAGCCCCCUCUCGCAGCGAGGAACACCACUGGUGUCUGCACCUCUUCUCUCCCCUCCUCCCCCCCCCCUCCUCCCCGCACUCUCCCCCCUAUCCCCAAAAGGGCUCUCUUUUAUGAAUCACAGAAACUUUUUUCUCCUUUCUCUCUCCCUCCUUUUUUUCACCCCCCCCCCUUUUCUUUUUUUUCCCUUUUUGAAUGGGAGCGAUCCGAAAAAAAAAAAUUAAAAGGGAAGCAGAAGCAAAAUAAUCUGGUUAAUCAGAGGGUGCCUGCUGCAUUCCAGCACCCUGUUUUUCUUGGCCAAACCGUAGAAUUUUGGUGCAAGGCAGACAUCCACUCUGAAAACAUAUAUAUCUCUAUAUCUAUAUAUUCUGCAAAAUGAAAGGGGCCACUUUUUCCAGGAAAAAAAAAAAAAAAAAAGAUAUGCACACAGCACUAAAAACAAGCAGACUGCAUAGGGAAGCAAAUACAUAUAUAUAUAUUUAUCUAUAUAUAUAGGUAUAGCUAUAGAACAAAAAUAUGGAAAUAAACGCCCGCACGCCGAAAAACUGACCCCGAGGAGAAAGGGGGGAGGGACAGACGCCGGGGGGGGGAGGGUGGGAGAAGGAGAGGUUGUUGGUCCCUAAAGUUCGAGCUCUGUAGAAGGACUUUGCAUGAAUUAAGGGAACCAGCGAGAGAAAGGGAAAUAAUUUAGGGCUGUCAAAGUCCUGCUCCUGACGGCUGCCAAUCAUCAUGGAAGAGUCAUAAAAAAAAAAAAAAAAAUCCACUGCUAGUAUUUUUUUUAUUAAUAUUUUUAUUUUUUAUUUCUGGACUGAUUCAGAUAAAGGGAUUUAGAAGGACUGAGCAUCUGCAGCUGCACUUAUCUGAACUUCUCCUCUCCCAAAUCCGUUGCCAACUUUGAUUGAAUGGGUGCUGUGGAUGUGAUUAUAUAAUACUGCCAUUUCCAAGCAGUGUUUUUGGUAGGUUUUAAUAAACAGACUUUUCAAAAAGACGGCAAUAUAGAAUUGUUAGAUCCGUUGUUGAUCUAAAAAAAAUUUGCUUUAUAUUUUCAUUAAAUGACUUCUUUUAAUAUUUUAUUCAGAAUACCUAUGAACUGCUGCAAAACGGUAAUUUAUUUUUUCCCCAGAUCUUGUAUUACGUGUUUUUUUCAGACGAGCACAAAUCAAAAUGAAAUGAAAAUAUGGACAGUUGUUAGGUAAUAAGGGUAUCUUUUGAUGUGAUAAUUUGAUUGUAAUUUAAUUUGAGUAGUGAUUCCGUAAGAGCUGAUUGAGAAAAUAAAUUUGUUAGAAUGAAA
Phalacrocorax carbo (great cormorant) is the source of this 3170-nucleotide messenger RNA. NCBI's taxonomy places the organism in Eukaryota, Metazoa, Chordata, Aves, Suliformes, Phalacrocoracidae. The record is from RefSeq and is a predicted model, not a curated record.